Rhododendron vialii is the source of this 788-nucleotide messenger RNA. Its product is annotated as UDP-glucuronate 4-epimerase 3-like. Lineage: Eukaryota; Viridiplantae; Streptophyta; Magnoliopsida; Ericales; Ericaceae. The record is from RefSeq and is a predicted model, not a curated record. The transcript is spliced from 2 exons. The coding region runs from base 1 to 603 and encodes 200 amino acids.
AUGGUUAAGUUUGCAAAUUUACGCAUACAUUCGCUUCCAAUUUUUUUAAGAGUUCAUGAAGGAGAAAAUAACAGAAGCCACAUGAAUGCCAUUGCCAAAGCUUUACAACAUACAAACCUGAUUGGGAAUAAGAAAUCAUACAUACUCUCAGGGACGGAUUUGUAUGGAGCACUUUUUAUUCUGGAAGGGAAAGAGAUUAGUGUAUCCGAAGGUCCGAACCACGGUACUGUUGCUAGAGAUUUCACCUACAUCGAUGAUGUGGUGAAGGGUUGUUUGGCGUCGUUGGAUACGGCAAAGAAGAGAACAGGAAGUGGUGGGAAGAAGAAGGGUGCAGCACAAUUGCGGAUAUUCAAUUUGGGGAAUACUAAGCCAGUGCCUGUGAGCAAGCUUCUGAGUAUAUUGGAGAAGCUUUUGAAGUUGAAGGCUAAACGAAAGGUGGUGUCUCUGCCAAGGAAUGGAGAUGUGCAGUUUACACAUGCGAAUAUAAGCUUGGCUUAUAAGGAGCUUGGGUAUAAGCCUACGACUAAUUUGGAGACAGGAUUGAAGAAGUUCGUUAAGUGGUAUGUUGGUUAUUAUGAUCCUAAGAAGAAGAGUGCCUGGUGAAUAAUCUCCAACAUCAGGUGCUGCACUUUGAACUGUGCUUACCGCUUGUUCUGGUUGCCAUUACCUUACCACUUCUUGUUUCUGAAAGGGUUGAUUUGUACAGGCCAUAACUCAUAGUAGAUUGCAAACAUGUCUAAUUGGAUAUUUUUAUUAUCUAUUAGCUGAUUUUAAUAAAUUUUCAUCUA